UAUUUGAGGAAGGUCUUGCUUAGGGUGACUAGCCAGUAGCCCACUAGCUCUUUUCAUCAAUAAAUCAGUGAUUGAGUUCACCACCAACAUUUUGUAGCAAUUUUUCUCUCCACGCUUUCGCGCUCUGUAGCCUAAGAAUCCCCUUUUUCUUUGUUUCAUUGUAAGAAAAGUUUGUAGGGAUGGUGAAGAAAACCUACUUCAGAAAGAGGAAGCGGAAGCAGAAGCAGGCCGAGUCCGAAAUGCAGCCAGAAGAAGAGAUUCCGCAAGGCUUAGACGUUUUCGUGCAGCUUCCAAGGAUUGAUGACAAUUGCGCUGAGGCCGAGUGUGACGCAAACGCAAUGGACGUAACAAAUGCUGCAGAGUCUUCUCAACACAUUCAGCAGAACGUGCAAUUAUCUGGAGAAGCAAUCUGCACCAGUGUAAACUCAUUGGUAAAAAAUGUUCCUCGUCGCCGAACAUCAAAACACAAGAAAGGUACAGAUGUAGGAAAUAGUGCAAAACGUCCAGAUGUAGGAAAUGGUGCAAAACGAAAAACUGCACGCCCACACCGAGAACAAAUUUGUGAGGAGGUUGUUUGUUUAGGCAAAUCUGUAGUUACCCCGCAGCGUUCUCUUCGUUGUCGUGGACAAUCCAGGAUAAGAAGCAGUGACCUAGGGGAGUUAGACUCAGGAACCCUUAGUUGCUAUCUGGAGAAAAUAUGGGCGAAGAUUCCCGAAGAGAGGAGAAGUUUAUUUACUUACCUUGACUCCUUUUGGUAUUACAUGUACACAAACAGAAACUUUAAACCUAAGGUGCUGAAUUGGAUCAAGAGUAAAGACAUCUCCAAAACAUAUGUUUUUGUUCCUAUUGCUCAGUGGGGCCAUUGGUUUCUUUUGAUCAUUUGCAACAUGGGCAAAGGUGUUCAGUCAAAAGCCAGUACUCCAUGCUUGUUGCUGCUGGACUCGAUGCAAGUAGCCCAUGCUAAACAAAUGGAACCCGGGAUAAGAAAAUUUGUGUUCGACAGUUACGGCGCAGGACAGACAAAAGAGGUGCAGCAGAUGAUCAGAAAGAUCCCUUUUCGAAUUCCCAAGGUUCCACAGCAGAAAGACAACAAGGAGUGUGGGUACUAUGUUCUGUACUACAUCAGUCGUUUCUUGGAACUUGCUCCUGAAGAAUUUAGUUUGUCUGAUGGCUACCCUUACUUUAUGAAGAAAGACUGGUUUACUCCUGAGGAGUUGGACAACUUCUGUAAUGAACUGAAGUCUUCUCCUCCGCGCGGAGAUUCUCCUUCUCCCAAACCUGAUGAAUCUUCAUCUGAUUCUGGGAGUAUUGACUUGCAAGACUGCUGUAUAUCUUAGAUUAGAUGGCAUGAUCCUUUGUUUCCUAGAAAUUGUUUGAGUCACUUCAGUAUACUCUUAGUGGAUCGUUUGAUUUGAGAACAAAAUAUGUUAAAGCUAGAACCAAAAGGGGUUAACUUGGUCAGGAGUAUGAACCCAUGUCUUAAUGUGUCAUGUGUGUGUAUGCACCAACUCACUCAAUGAAUGAAGGAACAAGUUGCAUUAUACAUAGUGGAUUUUACAUAGUGGACACCUUAACUUAGACUCCAUUGAGACUCGAUCUCAUGUAUGAACAACUCAGGGAGAAUCUCCGCUUGGAGGAGAAGACUUCAGUUCAUUACAGAAGUUGUCCAACUCCUUGGAAGUAAACUAGUCUUCCUUCAUCUGUAAAGCAAAUAUCAUAAUUAGAACGACCAUGAUGAUUGCUUCGUAUGAUAUACUAUGAAGAUAAUGGUGUCUGUGGGGGGUUCGCAAAGUAAGGGUAGCCGUCAGAGAGACUAAAAUCUUCAUGAGUGAGUUCCAAGAAACGACUGAUGUAGUAUAGAACAUAGUACCCGCACUCAUUGUUGUCUCUCUGCUGUGUAACCUGGAAUGAUUCACUUGUUUCGUGUGAGAGAGCGUUUAAAAUACAAGAUCAGGCGAGUGAGUGGAAAUUAUAAUACCACCUUGGGAAUUCGAAAAGGGAUCUUUUUGAAGAUUCAUCAGGUUUGGGAGGAGGAGAAUCCCCACUUGGAGGAGAAGACUUCAGUUCAUUAUAGAAGCUGUCCAACUCCUCGAGAGUAAACUAGUUUUCCUUCAUUUGUAAAACAAAUAUCAUAAUUAGAACGACCAUGAUGACUGCUUUGUAUGAUA
Molecule: messenger RNA, 2168 nt
Organism: Ipomoea triloba (trilobed morning glory)
Lineage: Eukaryota; Viridiplantae; Streptophyta; Magnoliopsida; Solanales; Convolvulaceae
Product: probable ubiquitin-like-specific protease 2A
Exons: 9
Coding region: 180-1337 (385 amino acids)
Biological process (GO): proteolysis
Molecular function (GO): cysteine-type peptidase activity
Source: RefSeq, a predicted model, not a curated record